GGGAGAGGGAUAUAUUCGUCAGCUUUCUAUUUUUAUUUGUUGCUCUGUGAAAAGAUAAAAAAGAAAAAGAAAAAACUCUGUAAUGCUUCACCUAUAGGCCUCUUGCUUCUCCCUCUCUUCGCCGGCAGCCUUGAUCUCAACGGAAACCCCUCCGAUCAGCGGAUUCGAUUCGAUAAUCGAAUCCAGGGACUCAUAUUUAUUUUCUGUCCAUACUCUUGCACACAAAUUGUGUUGUUUUGUUUUCAUUUCGCCAUUUUAGUAUCGUUAAUCGUGAGAUACAGAGUUCUUAAUCAUUAAUUUAGAUGGAGGAUUAUGGAGGGAGUGACGAUGAGUGCUAUUACUCUGAUGAUCGAGAAUCGCUCAACGGUCUUGAGAAUGAGGACUCCGAUUUUCAUUGGGACCCUUCUAAGGGUCCCACUACCAGGUGGAUACUUGAUUUGGAAAAGUGAUCACAUUUUUAGGUUCUCACUUGGCCUUUUGCAGAUAAUCACAAAGGAAUCCCUUUUGGCUGCACAGAGGGAAGAUUUGCGCAGAGUAAUGGAACUGCUAACACUGAGGGAGCACCAUGCAAGGACCUUAUUGAUACAUUACCGUUGGGAUGUUGAAAGGCUAUUUGCUGUGUUUGUAGAGAAGGGGAAAUCAUGCUUGUUUACUGAAGCAGGUGUUACUGUGGUUGAGCAACUAGAUAUUGAUUCACCCCUCACUUCGUCUUCUACGAUAACGUGUGAUAUAUGCAUAGAGGAUGUAUCUGGCAAUAAGGUGACAAGAAUGGACUGUGGCCAUUGUUUUUGUAAUGAUUGUUGGACAGAGCACUUCAUUGUGAAAAUCAAUGAGGGUCAGAGUAGGCGCAUCCGGUGCAUGGCGCACAAAUGUAAUGCUAUCUGUGAUGAAGCUGUUGUCAGAAGUCUAGUCAGUAAAAAGCAUCCUGAUUUGGCAGAGAAAUUUGAUCGUUUUCUUCUUGAAUCAUACAUUGAGGACAACAAGAUGGUUAAAUGGUGCCCAAGCACUCCUCACUGUGGGAAUGCUAUACGAAUUGAAGAAGAUGAAUGUUGUGAGGUAGAAUGUUCAUGCAGUUUACAAUUUUGUUUUAGUUGCUUGUCAGAAGCACACUCUCCUUGUUCAUGUUUGAUGUGGGAGCUUUGGAGCAAGAAAUGUCGCGAUGAAUCUGAAACAGUUAAUUGGAUCACAGUUCAUACAAAGCCUUGUCCUAAGUGUCACAAACCCGUUGAGAAGAAUGGUGGCUGCAACCUUGUGAGCUGUAUAUGUGGUCAAUCGUUUUGUUGGCUGUGUGGUGGAGCAACUGGGAGAGAUCAUACAUGGUCUAGAAUAUCGGGUCACAGUUGUGGUCGCUAUAAAGAAGACCGAGAGAGAAAAACGGAACGCGCAAAACAGGAUCUCUAUCGAUAUAUGCACUAUCAUAACCGGUAUAAGGCUCACACGGAUUCCUUUAAGCUUGAAAGUAAACUUAAGGAGACAAUCUUGGAGAAAGUGUCAAUAUCAGAAGAGAGAGAAUCAAGACUUAGGGAUUUCAGCUGGGUAACUAAUGGACUAUACAGACUUUUCAGAUCAAGACGGGUUCUUUCAUAUUCAUACCCGUUUGCAUUUUAUAUGUUCGGCGAAGAGCUUUUUAAGGAUGAGAUGACAAUGGAGGAAAGGGAAAUUAAACAGAAUUUAUUUGAGGAUCAGCAACAGCAGCUUGAGUCAAAUGUUGAAAAACUCUCUAAGUUCCUGGAGGAGCCCUUUGAGCAGUAUACUGAUGAUAAAGUCAUGGAAAUAAGGAUGCAAGUCAUCAAUCUAUCUACAAUCACUGAUAAUCUGUGUAAGAAAAUGUAUGAGUGCAUAGAAAGUGAUUUAUUGGGUUCUCUUCAACUAGGUACCCACAACAUAGCUCCCUACAAGUCAAAGGGCAUUGAGAAGGCUUCAGAACUAUCUUGUUGGAGCAACAAAGUCAAUGCUACUGAUAAAUGCCUACCAUCAGAUAGCAAUGCUAGCGGUGGCAUAUCACAACAUGAUAGACCUUCGGGCUCUAGGAGUUCAGCUGAUGGUGGAUGCUCUUCUCGGAAGCGUGCUAGGAAGGAGGGAGGUGGCUUUUUAGAUCUGAACUUGCCAGCAGAGAUUAUGGAUAGAAACUGAAUUCAGUCUGAGUGCAGACUUGAUACAACUAAAGUGUACAGCUCUAACUCAAGGCCCUUUCCUUCAUGGAAUUGAUCAUUUGUGGAUUAAGCACCACAAAGUGCUUUGCCUUUUACCCUUAAUAGCUUUUUGUUCAGCAUUUGACUUGCUUUCCCUCAAUGGGGGAUGUCCUGGAAUAGAAAUUUGUUUCCAA
Messenger RNA from Hevea brasiliensis (rubber tree), 2326 nucleotides. RefSeq names its product probable E3 ubiquitin-protein ligase ARI2. Lineage: Eukaryota; Viridiplantae; Streptophyta; Magnoliopsida; Malpighiales; Euphorbiaceae. The transcript is spliced from 7 exons. The record is from RefSeq and is a predicted model, not a curated record. Gene Ontology annotation, molecular function: ubiquitin protein ligase activity; ubiquitin conjugating enzyme binding; zinc ion binding. The coding region runs from base 313 to 2133 and encodes 606 amino acids. Gene Ontology annotation, cellular component: ubiquitin ligase complex; cytoplasm. Gene Ontology annotation, biological process: ubiquitin-dependent protein catabolic process; positive regulation of proteasomal ubiquitin-dependent protein catabolic process; protein polyubiquitination.